Molecule: messenger RNA, 3222 nt
Organism: Aspergillus thermomutatus
Lineage: Eukaryota; Fungi; Ascomycota; Eurotiomycetes; Eurotiales; Aspergillaceae
Product: Fibronectin type III domain protein
Exons: 4
Coding region: 1-3222 (1073 amino acids)
Molecular function (GO): protein binding
Source: RefSeq, a predicted model, not a curated record
AUGGCUCUCUUCCUAGCCGUCACAAUACUAUGGGCGCUUAUAUGGUUACUAUAUCGUGCAUGGCAAGUCUGCCAGACUCCGAAUGAAGUACUGGUCGAAAAGCUCGGCUUGGACAUCCCUCCGCCACCAGAGGUUACUCUAGAGGAGAUCACCGCCCGUGAGAUUCGCAUCGCCUGGAAACUGCCCGACUUUCACAAUUCCAUUCACAAGCAUAUUAUUCAGGUCAACGGCUCCAAAGUUGGUGAAUCGAAACGAGCGGAGACUGCGGUAGAAAUCUCAAACCUGAUCCCAGGAAGUAUAUAUCAUAUUUGCGUCUUUUCCAUCAGUGCGGCAAACUUUCAGACACCCAGCGCGGUCAUCCAUGUUCGGACGAAGCCUCUUCCUUUGUCGCAAUCUCAGCAAAAUGCCCCCGUUGGUAGCCCGACGAUUCGGGCCUCAAUCCCACGACCCACUGCCGGCUUGGUCGCUCCUUCCGCCCCUUUGAUGGCUCGCGAGCUUAGUGGAGGACAACUGCAAGGGAAACGUUCCUCUGCUGGACGGAAACAAUCUCCCGCGGCUAGCGGCGUCGACCUCUCGCACGGUCAUCCAGAGGAGACUCAGAAACACACCGCGCAUAGUGACAGCAGUGAGAGCUUGGAGCGGUUGGCCGACAGGUUGAAAUCUCUGCAGCAUGAGAAUGAAAAUGUGGAGAAGCAGGCGGCGGAGGAAGAGGAGGAGCAUAUCGCGCUUUUGAAAGAGCUUGAGAGACAGCGUGACCAGCUGAAGAAGCGUGUGAAGGAGAAGGACGAGGCCAGUGGCGAUUUGAAGAAGCACGUUAACAAGCUGGAGAGCGUCAAUCGAACCGUCCAAAAUGAAAAGGCCAAGCGUGAGAGACUUCUGCAGCAGAAAGAGACGGAACGGAAGAGGCGCAAGGAGGACAUUAUCCGUUGGCGUGAGGAGAUGGAGCGGAUGACUGCGGAGGUUGCGCAGGUCACCGAGGAGAAGGCUCGCAUGGAAGAGGAAGGGAAAAAGAGUGCAGACGAAGUUCGAGAGAAGAUUGCUAAGGAGCAGGCGGAGAUGAAAAUUCUCGAUGAUGAGAUUCAGGACAAAGGUGGACGUGUCAAGAAGCUUGAGGAGGAGCGAAAGCGUCAGCAGGGGGGAGACAGCGAGGAUGGGAGGGAGUUGGACCGCAUUGACAACGAGCGAGCAAGGCAGUGGGAGGUCAAGUUGAGCAAUCUCAAUGCGCGAUAUGCUGCUUUAGUCAAUCUUCACGCACAGGCUCAGCAACAGUACCAGGAGGCCCAAGAGCGCCUAAAGUGGUUGACCACCCAGCGACCGGGCAGCAGUGGACCGUUCACGCUGCCAGCUCUCGACCUAGACAUGUCAAAUACUGCGACUAUCCGUCCGCGCCGCCAUCGCAGCUCUCUCAACAGCAACGUCUCCUCCCCGAUGAAUUUUCCCGGCUUGGAACCAUCUUUCCCUGGCGGUGUCAACUUCAAUCCACCUUCCACCAACUCUCCUACAUUUGCUCCCACCUCUGCAUUCUUCAAUAUCAACAACGGCAUGACUCUUCCAGGUCUCUCGGACCAACAAGAUCCGAUGCGGGGGGAUCUGGAUCUUUCCUUCGGUAAUCCUCAAAUGAGUCCGCGGGCCGAUGCCCUGCUCCCGUCCGAUCUUUUAGGGGAUGAAGAAUCUCCCGAACCACCUCCUCCAAUAGUUCGACCUCGGUUCUCCAACCUAGAAUUGUCCGAAUCGCAGCUGGAAAGCUAUUCGCGCGGCCCGUCGUCUCCCGAGUCUGCAGGGGGAAGCAAGCCGGCUAGCAUUUUCGCCAGCCCCCUUGAGGAUCGCAAAGAGACCGAGUCCCAGUCUGCAAAUGUUGCUGAAUCUAGUGAUGCCCCUAAAAGCGCGACGAGGAGGCUAUCGGGAUUAUUUGGCUUCCAUCGUCCUCGUGGUAAAACACUGGCCGAUGAGCCGCCUUUGCUGGGCACCCUGAAAGCGGGACAGAGCCAAUCUUUCCCUAGGAAUUUGGACGAAAUGGACCCCAUCGGUUCAAGGCGUCGGCGGUUGAGUCAUACAGGCAACUGGGCCAAUCCGAUGUCGUUGCUUCCCAGGAGUAAUACUGCGGCUGUCACCGCAGACAGCUCUUCUGACCACCUGCCGUCGCGACGAGCAGGAUUUUCCAGUAUCUUCUCCCCCAGCCGAUUCGGUUUCGGCGGCGGUGGAAGCAGCAGUCUGUUGAAGUCGAGCGAGUCCUCUGAUCUCAGCACAGGUUAUAAUCAGUUCAGUCCCCGUCACGAUCCAAUCGACCCAGCAUCGAUUCUUGGUACUGUCCGACGAGGUUCACUGUCCCCGAGACCUUCAUCGACUUUCUCCUUCGAUAAUCAGCUUCCUCAUCCCUCCACGGAUAAUCGCCCUUUCGGAUGGCCCUCCGCUGAAAAGCCUGGCCACCGCAGCCUUCUCGGUUUUGAUUGGGCCUCUCCGUCCUCAUGGUCCAGGGCUCAAUCCCGUCGGCCAUCUAUUACGUACGGGUCCUCUGGUCACUUGCCCCUUGGGCUUACAGGUGAGCCUGAUUUUCCUCAGGAGUCUUUCGAACGCCAAGGUCGGCCGUUGCAAGCCCCAAUUGGUACACGGCCCUCCUCCUCCCAUCGACCAGUGACUCCAAAAUUGAAUCCCGCAGCACCCACGUUCAAGACCAUCUUCAGCAGAAAGUCCGACAAGGAUAAGGACAAAGAGAAAGGGAAGGAGAGAGAAUCCGAUAUGCCUUUUGAUUUCCACAUGGAGGAAGGCUCUCCGUCGGAGUCGCGCAUCUCGAGGGAUUCGCGUUCCCGGUCCUUGUCCAUCUUCACUGGAGAUUCGUAUGAAUCACUGGAGCGCAUGCCAUCAGCCACUUCUGCGGACAACAGCAACUCGAAGGAGUCGUUCAUCCGAAAGAUCACCCGAAAGGGCAGCUCGAGCAAAUUCGGUUCGUGGAAGGAACGCUCCGGCUUGUUUUCGAAGAAGGGCGAUUCGUCCCAGGGCGACAUCGACGAGGAUGCGAGCAGCGAGGCGCAACUUGCCAAAAGUAUUGACAGCACUGUCUCCAGCGCUCCGUCUGGCGACAGAUCGACCAGGAGCAGUCUGGGGUUUUUCAGCCGGAAGUCCAAGAAAUCCGACAAAGCUGCCAGUGAGACAAGUGAAAGGCCUAGCGAACUGGCCAGCGAGACUGGCGAUGAUGAAAUCGCCGAGGAAGAGGACGAAUCUUGA